AGAACCGCCGCCGCCACUCGACAGCAUUCGGUCUCCGGUGUGCGAGCACGUACGGUCAGAAAUAAUACGCGCAAUCAUGUCAACGAUUUGACAAAAAUCUAAACUCACGCCACGAUAUCAUCAUAUUUUGUUAUAAUAAUAUAUUAUAUUGCCAUUUGGAUAAGUGCAUACUGUCGAUACACAAUAUUACAGGUAGUCGGUGCACAGCAGUAUAACCAUAAUAUUAUUCGUUACGUGCAAGUCUUCGACGUCCCCCCGCGCGCCCUUCCGCCGUCACCGGAAUCGAUCAUAAAUCGGAAUUCCGGAUACGUAUAUUUCGAAAGUUCGGUUCGGUCUUCAUUCGUCGCGUGUGCGCGUGCCGGCCCCCGUCGCCGAUCCGGUAGAAACACAAUAAUAUUUCGUACAAACAGAUCUUUGUGCGGCGCCUUCCGAACGACCGGAAUCAAAUAACGGAUAUGAAACGGGCUGAACGGUAAUGGGGAAUGUCCGACAUCAAAUCGACGGUCUGUGAUACUCGACCGGUGGUGGAGGUGGUGGAGGAGGGGGACCUCCAGAAACAACUGCAAGACGUUUGCCAAAGCAUUAAAGUCACUAAUAUGAGAGCGGCCACACCGUACCUAUGUGCCCUGUACGUGGCCACGGCCGGCCACCAAGGAAACCUUCUUGGAUCAGAUGAACAGGAGAUCGUCCUGCUCAUUUACGUGGUUGUCGACAUGACAACCAACACCAUUGUAGGCAUCCAGCAGUAUUUGGUAAAGCCGACCGAAGUUGACCAAAACGAAAACAUGCUGUCUGACCAAGUCACCUCAGACAUAGGUAUCACUGAAAAAAUGGUCAAGACUUCCGGUAUUCCCCUGCAGGAUGCUAUCGACAAGUUCGACACCUACGUAAAGUCACUGAAUAUCGAACCUCAAACGCCUAUGUUUCGAAUAGUAACAGAUGGACAGCUUCCAAUCCGUCAGUGUCUGCACCGGGAAUCAUCCAUUAAAGACAUUGAACUGCCCGAGUACUAUAACGUAUUUCACGACCUACGGAAAGACUUCUCCAAAUUCUACAAUGCACCUCAAGACCAAACGUUUAACUCAAUUACAGAUCUGGUUAAUUAUCUAGAAAUAACUCACGAAAUCGAUUCUCAGUUCUACGUAGCCGAGGUCAAGGAUAUGGUAAACAUUGUCCAAAGGCUCAUAGCUGACGGCCAUACGUUCAAUUCGCCGGAAAUCGUUCAGCUAAAACUCGAACCGGGCAUUUGUUGGAAAAAUGAAGAAGUAGAUAACAAUUGUGUAGUCAGAGCUAGAGGUCUUCCGUGGCAAUCAUCUGAUCAAGACAUAGCCAAGUUCUUUCGUGGUCUUAAUAUAGCCAAAGGUGGUGUUGCAUUGUGUUUAAGUGCACAUGGUCGUCGUAACGGUGAAGCAGUCGUACGUUUUGUGAAUCAAGAGCAUAGAGACAUGGCUAUGAAAAGACAUAAGCACCAUAUUGGUAGCCGUUAUAUUGAAGUAUACAAAGCCAAUGGCGAAGACUUCAUAAAUGUUGCUGGAGGUAAUAGUAGUGAAGCACAAACUUUCCUCACUAAGGGUGCCCAAGUAAUUGUGCGCAUGAGGGGUUUACCUUAUGAUUGUACAGCUAAAGAUGUCAUUACUUUCUUUGAAAAUGGUGAGCAGACUUGUUCCGUAAUGGAUGGAGAAGAUGGUGUUUUAUUUGUUAAAAAACCUGAUGGACGUGCAACUGGUGAUGCGUUUGUCCUAUUUGCUGAUGAAGAUGAUGCUCCUAAAGCACUUAGUAAGCACAGAGACCUAAUAGGCACGAGGUACAUUGAACUAUUUAGGAGUACAACAGCUGAAGUACAACAGGUUUUGAAUCGUGCAAUGGAUCCAUCUGUACGAUCAACAGCUAGUGAUAGCAAUGGCAACAUUACUACCCCAGUUACAACAACUGCUGGUGUGAAUAAUUCACCUACUGCACUUCUUGGGCAUGUGCCACUUAUGCCAUUGCCUCAGCACGUCAUCACUAGUGGCACACGAAAAGACUGUAUACGCUUACGUGGACUUCCAUAUGAAGCAAAUGUAGAACAUAUACUUGAGUUCCUUGGUGAACAUUCCAAAAAUAUUGUAUUCCAAGGUGUACAUAUGGUUUACAACUCUGUGGGUCAUGCAUCUGGUGAAGCAUUCAUUCAAAUGAACAACGAGGGCAGUGCUGCUCAGGCAGCAAUGGCUAAACACCACAAUUAUAUGUCUUUUGGCAAAAAACAACGGUACAUCGAAGUGUUCCAGUGUUCUGGUGAAGAUAUGCAUCUGGUGUUGACUGGAGGAGGUGCUGCGUCAGGAGCUUUAUCCCCAGUAGCUGCCAAAGCGCUAUUAUCACCACCUGGCGGACCGCUGAUGACUUCUCCGCCGUUCCCGCCGCCGACGUCGAACUACUCGCCGUUCUCCGGGCCGCCGCCGCUGAUAGGUCACCAGCCGCCGCCGUCGCUGGGCGCGCCGUACCCGCCGCCAAUCCUCUACUGGCCGUACCCGUCGCCACCCAUAUCGCCGCCGCACCAACAGCCCGCGCUACUCAUCAUGCAGGGCACACCGCCACCGAUGCCGCCCCCGCCGCCCGUGGACAUGUGCAAUCUCAUACACUCCGUGUCCGAGUGGAACAUCGAUUACAUGCAACAGAAUCCUCAAUUUUGCACAAUGAACGUCCGAUGGGCAUGCACUCGGCUGCGGCUUGACGCGACGCGAAACAACGGUCGGCGCCAACCGACGUGCAACCGUCAUCGUCACAACAACGCCGUUGCCGCCGAUGAUCGGACUACGUACGUCUACUCGUCUAAUUCAAAGUCACAAUAAUUGUGCAAAGUACAAACGGCCGCGUACUUAACGUGUUUAUAACAUAUAAAUAGUAAUGUUUGUAUUUAUUUAUUUAUACCUAUAUAAUAUUGAUAUGUUAUAUAGAUCGAGAGAUAUUUCUAUUAGAUUUAAGACUGUAUAUAUACUUAGACUUAGACGGAAAAAUUAGUAUACAUAAUAUUAUUAUUAUCUAAUUAGUUGAAAAAAAAACUCAACCUUAGAAAGCUCAGCCAACAAAUAUCAUAUAGUCGUCUUCCACCGCGCGUAUUAAAGACAAAAGAGAUAGUACCUAAUCCUCGUUAAUUAUUGUUGGUCACCACGUGUACAUAACAAUACAAUAUAAUAAAUACAUAUUGUACAUGUAUUAUCAUAUUGAAGUUUGUAAGUCGAAUAAUGUAAUGUCUAUGUUUUGUGUGAAUUAUUAUAUCGUAUGUUUUCAAUGUGAUUUUUAUUAUUUUUACCAAUUUAGUAUUCUUUUUACGAAUUUCACUCGUUUGAUGAUUUUGUUUUAUAAUAUUCAAUUCUAAAAUGACUCGAUAGGUAUAUUCUUCCCGUUUUAUCUGCAAAUAUAUUAUACAUGGUGAAUUUUCUUAACACAUGACACAUCUCAAUACAAUGUGUAGGUACUUACUUAUAAUAUUUUCAUAGAUUUUUAAUUUUUCCGAAUGGCAAUAACCCAUAUUUUUUAUUUCAUGUUCUGAAAAUGACAGAAUACGAAAUUCAAAAUACGGGUCUAAAAUUUAAAAAAUAUAUGAAAAUAAUAUUUUUAUCACACAUUCGUGGAGUUAUUACGGUACCUACUUAAAAUUACACCAAUUGACUGCGAAAAGCCGUAUAUAAUAUGAGCGUCUUAAGUUAAAAAAGUUCACUUUGUAUGACGAGUGUAUAUAAUAAAUAUUAAGUACUACACAUAACAAUUUAAUUAUGACUAUGGUGUGUGUACGUUGUUCUUAUAAAUGUCAUUAAUGUCAUUUUAUAAUUUGACGCACAUUACAAUACAACUCUCGCACAUUUCUUAGAUUAUUUAAUAUAAUAUUAUUAUGAUUAUAAUACAAUAUCGAUGCGAUCGAAAUAUCGUAAUAACGGUUUAUUAAAAAAUUAUUCCGUAUGUUAUACUUCGUCGCGUUUUCUUUUUAUUAUCAUAUAACAAGCAACGGUUUUUGAAAAUAUUUUUUUCGAUUUUAUGCCCUCGCAUUGUCUCGUUAGUCAAGUCCUAUAAAACGACCAAAUUUGUUUAUUAGUAUUAUUAUUAUUUUUUUUUUUUGUAGGAAUUAGUGAGAUUAAUUUAUUAUAUCUGCAUAUGUUUCAUUAACUGCUGUUGAGUGCGUAUAAAAGAAAUACUUAUACAAAUUUUAACUUAUAAACGAUAACGGGUGCUAAGCUGCCAAAGUUAUCAUGUUAUAUCUAGGUACCAGCUAUAAUAAUAUAAUGUUAGUUUUUGAAUCUAUUUUUGUUUAAAAUUUUAACAUUCGGUUGUACGAUCUCUAGUAUUCUUUAUGCUCGACAAAACAUAACGAAAACAAUAUUUAUAUGAUAUUUUUUUUUAAACAUUUUAAUGUUUUGUGCAAUUUAAUUUAAUUUUGUUUAUUUCCAAGUAGAUCUCAAAAAAGUAGAUGUUUUGACAAUUUUUUAAUUAAAUUUAUCUCGAACGUAUAUUUUAUACUUUGGUCCUCCUCCGGAUGAACGAAUUUUCAACACAAUACAUUUUCCUCGGCCAACGUACGGCCAUCCGUCUUAAUAUUAUAAUAAAAACAACUAUUACGAUUGCAUUCUAUAUAGUAGUUUCGUAUUUUCGUAAUUAUCGUAUUCCCCAUCUCCGCACCGUCACGGCCGCACAAUAUUAUAGGUAUUAUAUAAUAUAAAAUAAUAUAAUGUACAUCGACAAUGUUCCAAAAAUAUGUAUACGGUUUUUUUUAUAAUUUUCAUAAUCAUUAUUGUUAAUAUAUAUUAAAAUAUAAAAUAUAAUUUUAUGAAGCGUGACAAGUCUUCGCCCCAGACAGUCAUUUUAAAGCGAAACAGUUCAACUCGUCGUUAUAAUAUAAGUGUCAUCAGCUAGUACUAGGCCUUUACUUAUAACAUUAUGUACAGUUAUAAGUCUCGUGUUAAUCUUCUAAUGUGUAUAUAUAUAUAUAUAUAUGUUAUGUAUGUAUUAGUAUACAUAGGUUUUAGACUUUCAGUUGGCCGAAAUAAAUAUACGAAUAAUAUAAUAUAAAACACCCACAUAUAGACGCAUGUCGCAAUAAAUUAGCCAAAAAAUAGAUGGAAUAUGCGCGUAUGAUAAUAUAAUAAGACCCUGCAUAUCUAUAUCGUUAAAUCUCAAUCGUAAAAUAAUAAUAUCCGCCUAAAGUCUUCGCCGUUAUUGCAUUUUUUUAAAUGUUUUAUUUGUAACAUCUAAUUGUUGAAGAACAUGUCAAUUACCUACCGAAAAACAAUCGCGAUUCCGAUGACUAAUGUUUUGUAUUCGGGCCAUUUGGCUUCUAUAAA
Molecule: messenger RNA, 5312 nt
Organism: Myzus persicae (green peach aphid)
Lineage: Eukaryota; Metazoa; Arthropoda; Insecta; Hemiptera; Aphididae
Gene: fus
Product: RNA-binding protein fusilli
Exons: 15
Coding region: 483-2828 (781 amino acids)
Biological process (GO): regulation of RNA splicing
Cellular component (GO): nucleoplasm; ribonucleoprotein complex
Molecular function (GO): mRNA binding
Source: RefSeq, a predicted model, not a curated record